This is a messenger RNA of Micromonas commoda, 732 nucleotides long. RefSeq lists its product with no specific name. Bases 1 to 732 code for a protein of 243 amino acids. The record is from RefSeq and is a predicted model, not a curated record. NCBI's taxonomy places the organism in Eukaryota, Viridiplantae, Chlorophyta, Mamiellophyceae, Mamiellales, Mamiellaceae. The transcript has a single exon.
AUGAGCCUCAUCACGAGCUGCUCCACGAGACUCACGACCGCGCCAGCGGUGCGCACUAUCGAUCGAUGCCGCGUCAGCCGUGGUGCGCGAGCGUGCUCCUCGCCCGAUCGAGUCGAAACCGAUGCACCUGCCCCGUUGCGCACCGCGAUCGCAGCGGGACUCGGGGCCAUCGUCUCGCUCGCUCGCCCCGACGUCGCGCUGGCUUCCGGCCCGGGACCCCAGUACAGCGGCGUGGAUCCCAACGAGUCAUCCCUCAUCCAAUCCCUCAAGAAGAAGAGCGAGGAGAACAAGGCGAGGUACGAUGAAGAGCGACUCGACAACUACUACAAAAGAGAUUUCCGGAUAAACAAGAUCUUGGGCGCGGAGGUGCUGGCGGAGCCGUGCGACCCGAGGGACCCGGAGUUCGGGUACAAGUGCGCGCCCAAGCUGCCAAGGCUACCGCAGGACCGCGUCGACCCGUUCGAUCCGAGGUCGGACAAGUACGCACCCAGGAAAGGCGCGGUGUUUGGACUCAACGACCUCAACAUCGAUUUUGAGGAAUCUUUCCCUGGCAACGUUGGUGCAGAGCGGGGCGACGGUGGGGUGCCGGCGGUCGACGCGGAGCCGAAGGAGGGUCCGGCGGACGUGGACGCGAUAGUGGAAGGGGCGAUCGACGGGGUCAUCGCCGGCACCCGCGAGGAGGACGCGGGCGGCAUCGGCGUCGACGAAACCCUUCGAGGAGCCUCCAACUGA